Thamnophis sirtalis is the source of this 5427-nucleotide messenger RNA. The record is from RefSeq and is a predicted model, not a curated record. Lineage: Eukaryota; Metazoa; Chordata; Lepidosauria; Squamata; Natricidae.
CUUAAACUAGAUGCCGUCCACUAUCAGUAGCACUGUUGUUCAAAAGACUGGCUCUGAACCAAUUCCCUGUCAGCAUGCUACCACAACCACAGAAACAGGUGCUGGAACAGGAGGGAUUUAUUCUGCCAUCCUCAGCCGCAACCAUCCCAUCACCGAAGUCAAGGAGAAAACCUUUCAUGAGCUUCAUAAGAAGUGCCUUGAAAAGAAGAUUCUUUAUGAGGAUCCAGAUUUUCCAGCUAAUGACAGCUCCCUUUUCUUCAGUCACAGGCUCCAAGUCAAAUUUGAGUGGAAAAGACCAUCAGAAAUCUGUGAGAAUCCACGCUUUAUCCUUGGUGGAGCUAAUAGGUCUGACAUUUGUCAAGGGGAACUAGGGGAUUGUUGGUUUCUGGCUGCCAUUGCUUGUCUGACCCUGAAUGAAAAAUUGUUGUUUCGGGUCAUUCCAGAGGGUCAGACCUUCACAAAAGAUUAUGCUGGGAUUUUUCACUUCCAGUUCUGGCGUUAUGGAAGUUGGGUGGAAGUUAUUAUCGAUGAUCGUUUACCAACAUAUGGAAAACAUCUGGUCUUCACUAAAUCCUCCCAGCAGAAUGAAUUCUGGAGUGCAUUACUGGAAAAAGCUUAUGCAAAGCUUCACGGGUCCUAUGAAGCAUUAAAAGGAGGCAACACCACAGAGGCCAUGGAGGAUUUCACAGGAGGAGUGACAGAAUUCUAUGAGAUAAAGGAUGCUCCUAAAGAUACAUAUAAAAUCAUGAAGCAUGCCAUUGAGAGAGGGUCACUUAUGGCUUGUUCCAUUGAGGACAGUUCAGGAUUUAUUUAUGGAAGUGCCCCUACAACUGAUAUUGGACAAUUCAUUGCCCAAAAGUUGCAGAAGAUGAAUUUUGAAUUUUUGAAUGAGUCAACUGAAGAAACAGAAGACAGAACAACCCGGACCAUCAUUCCAAUGUUGUAUGAAAGGCGCAUGACUAAUGGACUGGUCACAGGCCAUGCAUAUUCAGUCACAGGUGUAGAAGACGUAACACUUAAAGGGGAGAAGAUAAAACUGGUGCGGCUCAGAAAUCCCUGGGGACAAGUAGAAUGGAACGGAGCUUGGAGUGAUAGCUCAGAUGAAUGGAAUGACAUUGAUAAUGCCGAGAAGGUCCGCUUGCAACAUAAAAUUGCAGAGGAUGGAGAGUUUUGGAUAUCAUUCCAAGAUUUUCUGAGAUAUUUCACAAAGUUGGAGAUUUGUAAUCUCACCCCCGAUACCCUUGAGGCUGAUAAGCUUUACACAUGGACAGUUUCCGUCACAGAAGGACAAUGGGUGCGAGGCAGCACUGCAGGUGGCUGUCGUAACUAUCCAGACACUUUUUGGACCAAUCCCCAAUAUCGUUUGAAACUCCUGGAAGAAGACGAUGAUCCAGAAGAUAGUGAGGUGAUAUGCAGCUUCCUGGUGGCACUGAUGCAGAAAAACAGGAGAAAAGAGCGCAAACUAGGAGCCAAUCUCCUCACAAUUGGUUUUGCCAUCUACGAGGUGCCGAAAGAGAUGCAGGGUGACAAGAAACAUUUGCAGAAGGAUUUUUUCCUUUACAAUGCCUCCAAAGUAAAAUGCAAGUCUUACAUAAACAUGCGAGAAAUCACAGAACGCUUCCGGUUACCACCCAAGGAGUAUGUCAUCAUUCCAUCCACUUAUGAACCCCACCAAGAAGGAGAAUUUAUCCUGAGAGUUUUCUCAGAAAAAAGAAGUCUUUCAGAGGAAGUUGAAAAUAAGAUUGAAGCAGGAAAUAUCUCGCCUGCAGAAAGGGGUACAGAUGCUGAAGAAGAUAAGCAGUUCAAAAAUAUCUUCCGGCAAAUUGCUGGGGACGAUAUGGAGAUCAGCGCUGAUGAACUAAGGAAUGUCCUCAACAAUGUUCUGAAAAAACAUAAAAGUUUGAAAACAGAAGGUUUUGCCCUGGAAUCCUGCCGCAGCAUGAUUGCGCUAAUGGAUACAGAUGGUUCCGGGAAAAUAAAUCUUGAUGAAUUUCGCCACCUUUGGACUAAAAUUAAAAGCUGGCAGAAAAUUUUCAAGUGUUAUGAUACCGACCAUUCAGGAACCAUUAACAGCUAUGAGAUGCGUAAUGCAGUUAAAGAUGCAGGGUUUCAAUUGAAUAACCAAUUAUAUGACAUCAUUACAAUGCGUUACGGUAACAGAAAUAUGAAUAUAGAAUUUGACAGUUUUAUCUGUUGUUUUGUGCGACUGGAAGGAAUGUUCCGUGCAUUCCAGGCCUUUGAUAAAGAUGGAGAUGGCAUUAUUAAACUGAACGUCUUAGAGUGGCUACAGCUCACCAUGUAUGCCUGAUUAUCACUUAUUUUGCACCUUCUCUUGGAUUAUUGACUUAAUCAGCCGUCAUUCAGUUUCAAGACACUGAUCUCUUGCACAUCUUCCUCUUAAAAAUUACAUGGAAAGGAAGUAUAAAUGGAAGUAUAAAUUCUGCAGAUUUAUGUUCAAGGAAACAGCUUACGGAGAAGUAACAAAAGCAGUGAAGCAUCUUGUGCACAAGAAGGGUAUCUGCUCUCCUGAUGGAAUCAACUCUAGAUGCAUGAGUUUCGUUGCAAAUCAAAAUUGUUGUCUUACUUUGAAACAGCACCUCUUCUUACCAUCUGGGACAUUUAGGGUGCAGCAGAACAAUUUAUUCAUAUUAAACACUACAACUUGCCAAAAUGUGGUUCAUCUAAGUAAUUCAACUUAUUUGAAAAUAACAUGACUCAAAACAUUUAUCUAAAUUAUUUUUAUAUAAUUUUGUUAUAUGUUACAUCAGUUAUUAUUCCUGUAGCCAAGCUUCCUACAAUUAGGCCCGGCAACAGAAUAUAUCAAUGUACAUAGAUGAAGUAUUAAACAGGAUGUAUUAAAUGACAAGAUAGAUGGUUAAAUAUUGUGGCUGAACUAGGUGGUCCUCAACCGUUCAUUUAUAGCGACCAAUUGACAUUACAACAGCACUGCAAAAAAAGUGACUUUCAACCAGGCCAAGCACUUAAAGACUGUUGCACCACCACCCAAAAUCAUGUUUUCCCAAUUUGGGUGUUUGGCAAUGGCAUGUAUUUACAAUGAUUGCCAUGUGCUUAAGUCAUGUGAUCACUGUUUGCAGCCUUCCCAACCAGCUUCUAAGAAGCUAAGUCAUAGGAAGCUGGGUUCGCUUAACGACCAUGUGAAUCACUUAGCUACAGUGACUAGCUCAACAACGAUGGUCAUAAAAUCAGGUGUGACUCACUUAGCACCAUCUCACUUAGCAAUAGAAAUUAUAGUCCCAAUUAUGGUUGUUAAGUCGAGGGGCUACCUGCAAUUAAUUUUGUUCCUAGGCUGCAGGAAAAACAUUUUAGCUAAAUUAUAAGUUUGUUCUGGCUGCAACAAACUGACAGAUUCAGGAAGUCUGGGUUCUCUUACAGUAGAACUUUUAUAGAAAUCUGUAUUGAUAUAUAAGCAAGACUUCUUUUAUAAGAGGUUUUGCACAUAGGAUUAACUGUGAUCUAGUGCUACGACUACAUUUGUUUGGAAACUGUAUUCCUUAUCCCAUUUUUAAAAAUGCCAUGCAAGCAAUGGUUCCAUUGCUAGGAAUAAUAUGGCAAAAAUUGCAUAAUAAAUAAAUGAGAGCUCUUUCACUGGAUCUGCUGUGUUAAAAUUAUGAAAGAAUAUUAAAAAAAAACCUGUGAAAAUAUGCUAGUUGUAGAUGUCCACUUUUUUAACAGAUGCUUGUACGGAUUUGUAAGAACGAUCACUAUCCAAUAUUUUUGCUUAUGUUUAGAAUUGUGGUUUUGGGAAGUUGACCUUUGAGGUAUGUGGAGUAGCUAGGUAAAAACAAUGAAGCAGGCUUCAUAUUAAAGAUUUUGUUUUGCUAUACUUUAAUUUAGAAGCCAGAACUUGACCCUCAGCAAUUUUAAGACUUCAAUUCCCAGAAUUCCUCAAAAGUAAAUGACAUAUUUAAAUUAUUGUGAAGAAAAUGAAUAGACCACACCACAUCCCACUUGGGAUAAAGUAAAUUUAUUUUGUUUUCUUUUGGUUGUUAUCUAAUUCACAGCUUUGUAGCAAAAAAGGAAAGACUAAAUCAUUCACUGAAACAAACGGAGAAAAGAUGUUAGUUAAACAGUUAUAGCAUAGUAGGUAUGCUAUUUUAUCACCUGGUAUUUCUGCAAUUACAGGAAUCUGUUCAUGCCUUAAAUGAUGUGUUAUUUUAGACCUUCUAGCUGCACAAUACUAUAUGGAGCACCUGCUUAUAUGUUCUGUGGAAACCAUUCCUCACAACUAUAGAUUAUCUAGGAAAUUCAGUGUUUAGAGCAAGUUAGCUGCUGGCUGCCUGAAUACUAAUUCUUAAUGUAUCUGUCUUUGAAGAUAUUUGCGCUAUGAAAUACAUAUCCCCAACUUGCAUUUAAAAAGAAGAUAAAAUGUCAUAUGAUAUAUUUUAUAUCUAGUGUGAUAAGGAUGCAGCCCUGACUUUUUAAGGUGGGUGCUUUGCCACUUUAUUAAGAUGUUAUAGCUUUUAUGUUUCAAUCCACCGUAGCCCAGGUAGUGUCUCAAAGGGCAAAUAGAAGCUGGGAUACUUGCAAGUGUUCUAUUAUUUAGUGGGACAAAAAUGCAACCAGCCAAAUACCUGAAUUCUAUGGCAGCUGAUACACACAAGAGUCCUCCACAGCAGAACCAUGAAUGUAAAGAAACACAUUCAACACACACACACACACACACACACACACACACACAAAACUUAAUGGCAUUUUAAAAAGUGCACACCUCUUAUACUGAGGAAAUAUGUUGGCAUGCAGUCCAAAUACAUUGCAUAUGCAACCUGCAACAACUUACUCAGACAUCAGCCCAGCACGCAAAAUUAAACACUUCCCACACAUUUCAAUAAUGCACUCUGCGAUUCACUCUGGCAACUUCAUUUCUAUCUCCUUUCUUUCAAAAUAAAUCUCUUCUAAAGAUAAAGUUAAUAUAUUUCUGGAAAUAAGACAAACACCUGCAACCUUCCAGAACGUGACAAUCUUCAAAGUACGCAAUCUUGAUGCAUCCGCCUUACCAUUCUAUCAAUAAUCAGCAAACUCCAUUUUGCCCUCUUUGCAUCAAGAUUUCUAUAGAGCAACCUAAAGGAGCAUGCCUACAUUUCCAACUAAAGAGGUAUAAGUACACAAAACAACCUCAAACCAAACAAAUAACCUGAAUCGCAAGAGAAGAUUUCACAUUCCACAUGAAAGAACUGUGGAGCUUCAGCACAACACACUGAAGGAGGAGGAGUUUAACUUUCUAAGUUAUGUGCAUGAAGCCUCAUUUGCAACUAUUCUUCUCAUUAAGAAAAACAUAUAUUAUAGAACAAACUAAUAAUAAAACUUGGCCACGCUUUUAUUGCUGAACAAGUUUUAAUACAAAUUAUGAAAGCAUCCCAAAAACACACUCAUCUUAAAUGUGCAUGCGCGCACACCCAAACAUACACA